Molecule: messenger RNA, 1617 nt
Organism: Aspergillus pseudoviridinutans
Lineage: Eukaryota; Fungi; Ascomycota; Eurotiomycetes; Eurotiales; Aspergillaceae
Product: cytochrome P450
Exons: 2
Coding region: 1-1617 (538 amino acids)
Molecular function (GO): monooxygenase activity; heme binding; iron ion binding
Source: RefSeq, a predicted model, not a curated record
AUGAGUCUGGCCGGUACGCUUUCGAAGGAGAGUUUGCCAACUCUCCUCCAGCAAGCCAACUUUCUGAAUGGAAUAAAAUUCGUUCUCUCUGUGUUUGUGGUCUAUUCCUGCUGCAUGAUUGCAGUAGACUGGGUCGUCUAUGAAUGGAAACGCAGGGCGCAUGGGUGUGGCAAGAUCCCCCGGUACCCUCAUCGCGACCCGUUCUUCGGCGUCGAUAUUGUGUUUGGUAUGGCCAAGUCACUGCGCAAUGACUACUUCCUCGUCUGGCUCAACAAAGUCCAUGAGAAUCUGCCAAAGACCUUCUUGGUGAACUUUGUUGGCACCCGGUUCAUCUACACUAUCGAGCCGGAGAAUAUGAAGAGCAUGUCCGCCAUCAACUGGCAGGACUUCGCCGUCGGCCCAAUGCGGCGCAAUAACAAGGCGACCGCUCCAUUUGCGGACAAAGGCGUCAACACUGUCGACGGACAUGAGUGGGAAUUCAGCCGAUUUUUGAUCAAACCAUUCUUCAAGCGGGAGACCUUCACAGAUACCACUCGUCUAACCAUUCAUGUUGAUCGAGUUUUGGAGCAACUGCCGGCGGACGGUGAAACGGUCAAUAUCCAGCCACUCAUUCAGCGUUGGUUCCUCGAUGUGACCACCGCGUCUCUCUUUGGGGAGUCAAUCGAGUCUCUGGUAUAUCCGGAGAGAGCCCCCAUAUGCUGGGCGAUGGUGGACGUUCUCCGAGGUCUCCGACUGCGGCUUCAAUGGUACAAGUACAUCUGGCUCUUCCGCCACCAGGAAUGGCUCGAUGCCGUGGAUGUGGUCCACAAAUACCUGGAUGCGCAUAUUGACCGAACGUACGAUGAGCUCGACGUAUAUAAGCGUCAAGGAAAAGACCCGGAGGCGGCUGAUCGCAACGACCUGCUAUGGUAUAUGGCAAGCAAUCUGCCGGAUAAGGAAGCCCUCCGAUCCCAGAUCUGCUUGAUCUUCGUGCCAAAUAACGAUACCACCUCCAUCUUCAUCAGCCAUAUCCUAUGGAAUCUUGCUCGUCAUCCAGAGGUAUACCAGAAAUGUCGCCAGGAGGUGCUUGCGGUGGGCGACGCGGAGUUGACAUUCUCGGUCCUACGAAACAUGAAAUAUCUCAGCGCCGUCCUGAAUGAGAGUGCGUGGCUUGUUUCUCUUCCCCCUAUUCGUGACCCGGGGCUAACAUAUAGGAAAGCGCACCGCCUCUUCCCCAACGGCGUGACCCAGGUGCGGAAAUGCAUCCGAGAUACGACAUUGCCCGUGGGCGGGGGUCGUGAUGGCAAGCAACGGAUUUUUGUCCGUAAGGGGGAUGUCGUCCAGGUCAAUAAGAAUGUCAUCCAUCGUGACCGCGAUAUCUGGGGCCCCGAUGCAGAGGAUUUCCGGCCUGAACGAUGGGAGAAUAUGCGGCCUUACUGGAACUUUGUUCCCUUUGGUGGAGGGCCCCGUCGUUGUCCAGCUCAGAUGCUGGUGACAGCGGAAGCCAGCUACUUCCUGGCACGACUGAUGCGCGUCUAUAAACGGAUUGAAGCUAGAGAUCCAAAUCCCUAUGUCGGUGUGAUGCGCGUGGGGCCUUCAAACAAGACUGGCGUGCAAAUAGCGCUGUUCAAGGAGUGA